GGGGAGACUCCUUUGUUCAAAACAAAUAUUUAAAAACAAGAUAAAUUAAUGAAUUUUUGUGUGUCAUUAUGUCGUUUGUAGAGAAAUUAAUGUUUUUUGAUCUCACGGUAAUGCUGGAUAAGUGCAUUGAAGCAACAAGUCCUGCAAAGAGGGAUACAAUUCUGAAAAAGUACUUCAAAAGGGUUCUGGAUUUACAACAACAAUAUAAGAUAGAAUAUCCAUGUAAUGAUCAUAGUCUCUAUCCAUUGAUUCGGAUUAUAUUGUCAACGGAAGAGCAUCAAAGAGCAUAUGGGAUUCAAGAGAAAACUUUGCGUAAAAUUCUGAUCAACAGCCUUAACAUUAUAGGCAGCAGUGAUGCUAAGAAAGUCGAGCACUGUAAUGAAGACGAAAUAGCAGAUACAGUAUAUGAGGUUGUAAAAACUAGAAGCAGCAGAACUUCAACAUUGAAUUUACAGCAAAUUGAUGCUUUAUUAAAUAAUUUAUGUGAAAAUCAGAAGCAACAAUGUCAACAAAAUCAAUUUGAAUAUUUGUUCCUUAAUGGAUCCGCAAGUGAUUUUAAGUGGAUCGUUAAGAUUAUUUUAAAAAAGAUGAAAUUAAAAGUUCUUGUUAGCAAGUUGCUAUUAAAUUAUCAUCCAUUGGCACCGCAACUAUAUACAAAGUUCCAUCAUUUGUCUCAAGUCUGUAAAAUAAUUGAUAGUGGACGAGCCGAGGAAGAAAUAAAGGAUAAGGUUGAGCCAUUCAUUCCAAUAAGACCAAUGCUAUCCCAAAAAUUCUCAAAUGAUAUGAACAAUAUGAUUGGAACUGCUGAAUUCUAUCAAGAGAUCAAACUCGAUGGUGAGCGCUUUCAAAUGCAUAUGGAAAAUGAUGUCUACAAGUAUUAUUCUAGAAAUGGUCAUGAUUUCAGUGAAUGCUUCAAUAUCCUUCUUAGUCCAUUAGUUAAAUACAAGACAGUGGUCCAUAGUCUAAUUUUGGAUGGUGAGAUGAUAAUUUGGAACCGUAGUAAGCAACGAUUUGUGACAAAAGGUGAAACAGAAAUGGAUGUUAAAAAAAUUAAUGAUCCAAAUAGCAAUUUGCGACCGUGCUAUUGUGCUUUUGAUGUGUUAUAUGUGAAUGGUGUAAGUUACAUCGACCAGCCAUUCAACAGAAGGUGUGAAAUUCUUAGUUCCAUUUUUGACGAUCAAGUCGGUGUAAUGAUUAAAACGGAACCGAUAAAAAUUCGUGAUGUUGAUCAUUUAGUGUCAUUAUUUAAUACAGCUAUGCAAAAUGAAGAAGAAGGAAUAAUUUUAAAGAAUUCAGUUUCUAAGUACAUGCCUGGAGAGAGAGAUAAAAGUGGAUGGUAUAAAGUUAAAGCUGAUUAUUUUGAUGGGGAGUUAGUGAAAGAAUUCGACUGUGUUAUAGUCGGUGGGAAAUAUCAGAAUCCACACAAGAAAGAUUAUUUGUUAAAAUAUUCUGUCGGAGCUGUUGAAAAGUUACAAGAUGGAUCAUUCAAAGUCUACACAAUUGGUGAAAUUAAUCAUGGAUUGUCAAGGGAAAAUCGAAAAAAAUUGAACGAUAAACUAGUUCCAUAUAUGAGAGAUUACGAUAAUGAAAAUAAAGUUGAGUUUGAGAAAGGUCAGGUAUAUUUCGGAAAAACAAGGCCUGAUGUGUUUAUUCCACCGCAUAAAUCAAUUGUUUUACAAAUUAAGGCUAGUGAGCUUGCUCCAUCGUCAGAUCAUUACUUUAAAUAUACAUUUAGAUUCCCUCGUAUUUCUGAAGUUCGUUAUGAUAAGUUUUGGGACGAUUCAGUGUCAUUAAAAGAGUUCCAAGAAUUUUUCAAGAGUGAUAACAGCGGAAAUAAUGAUAGACGAGUAAGGAAAAUCACCAAGAGAAAUGCCCAUAAAGAUGAUAUAGUAUCUCCAACAAAAAAAAGUAAAUUAGCAACGUCACCUUCGGCAAUGGAGAUAUUUUGUCACGAUUCUCAAGAAGAUGAUAUUGAACCAAUCGAUAAUGUUCUUGAGGGGAAAGAGUUUUGCGUAUUGACUACAUCUUCAUCACAACCAUCCGUACAUGAUUUAAAAGUAUUAUUGAGGUUACACGGAGCUUCGUUAACAGAAUUUCCACGUAAAUCAAAGACAUUUGCAGUCAUUGCUGGAGAAAUUACUCAAAGGAUUAAAAUUUAUAUUAAAGACUAUAACAUCAUUAAAGCUGAAUGGGUUACUGAACAGCUUUCAAAAGAUUUUAGACUUUAUGAUUUUCCUGAUCUUCGUCCUAGUCACUUUCAUUACAUUAAUGAAUCCAUGAAAGAAAGUUUUAAAGAUAGAUUCGAUCACUAUGGAGAUUCUUAUACUGAAGCAUUUAAGUCACCUGAAGAUUUAAAAGAGUUCUUGCUACAAAUGGACGAAAUUAAUGGAGCAGAUGAGGAUUUAAAGGACUUUGAGAAUGAACUUUAUGAUGAAAAUAUCAAGAACCCAAAUUUCUUUAGAGGAUUUUCAGCAUUCUUUUAUGAAGACGAGAAUCAUCCCAAUGACUUGAUGUGUUGUGCUAAAAUUUUAUUCAAGUAUCGUGCUGGUCGUGUAUCGUCUAAAAUUAAUGGACAACAAUAUAUUUUUAUAGACAAAAGCGAAUUCAAGAAAGAUCAUGAAGAAUUUAAGAAUCAAAAAUUGGUCAACAUUAAUUACAUUUACGAUUCAAAUGAUGCAGGAAAAUUGCUAGAUAUUGAGGACUAUGUAAUUUAAAUGUAUAUCAAUCAGCACUUAUUUUUAAUUAUUCAUGCUCAGUCCACUUCAAAAAGUUACAUUAUACACAGUGAAAUAUUUUUUUAUACAUGUUCUAAUCGAUAAUAAAUUGCCACAGACGGUUAUUCAAAAACUAUUUUCCACCUUACCUACAUUAAUAUAUCCCCCUCCUUCCUUACCACGCAAUAAUAUUCCACAUACGAUUCAACAAUAGCAAUAUAAAAUUCACCCUUGACAGCAGCCUUUUAAAUUGUGCCUGUAAUAUUUAUUUGACUGUUACUUUACCACUUCUAUACACGUAUCUAUAUAUUCCUUUCGGUGCGAUACCAUUUCAUUUGUUGUUUAUUUGUAAAAAUACAUUAUGGGAAUUUUCGCAACUGACUACUAUAUGAAGGGCAUUCUCAUAUAAGUACAGGAGUUCUUAAUCGUUCUCUGUUUGAAUAAAAACUUGUUUUUAUAUUCGAUAGAUCUAACGCAUCCGAUAUUAUAUG
Chironomus riparius is the source of this 3205-nucleotide messenger RNA. The record is from the annotation of a GenBank genome assembly. NCBI's taxonomy places the organism in Eukaryota, Metazoa, Arthropoda, Insecta, Diptera, Chironomidae.